CCGAAAAGUAAUUAAUUCCUGAUCAGGAAAUAAAUGAUCUUAGAAAAAUCUGCUAAUUGAUAUGACGACUGUACGUAAAAUAUUCAAUGCAUACCCAAAAUGAACCCCUAUAUAUUCAUACGGGCUUUAGUAGUUUUUCCUCACUCAUCCCUUCCAAAAUCUUUAAGAGACUUUUUCUUUUCUGUUUCUCCCUUGGUUAAAUCAAGGAUUACUCUUAUUUUUCCAGCACAAAAAAAAAAAACAAAAACAAAAACAAAAAUGAGUUUAAGUGGUAAGCUGGUCUCCCAGAUUGAAAUAAAGUCGAGUGCAGACGUGUUUCAUGAGUUGUUCAGAUACAAACCUCAUCAGUUGUCUAAAAUAAGCCCAGAUAAUGUUAAAGAUUGCAAUUUGCAUGAUGGUGAUUGGGGCACUGUCGGAUCCGUCAUCUCCGUCAAUUAUACUCAUGAUGGAAAGGAGUGUGUUUCAAAAGAUAUAAUUGAGGCCAUUGAUGAGGAAAAGAAGCUUGUGAAAUUCAAGAUAAUUGAGGGAGAUCUACUGAAACUGUAUAAGAAUAUCAGUGUAACAGUUCAUGUGGAAACCCAUGGUGAAAGCAAUUUGGUGACUUGGACCAUUGAGUAUGAGAAGCUUCAUGAAGGCAUCCCUGAUCCCAACACUUUGAUGGACCUUUGCCUCCAACUUACCAAGGAUAUUGAGUCUCACCAUCUCGGCAGCGGCGAAACAUCAGGCAAGAUGGCCAAGAAGAAGCUGGUGUCCUCCAUUGAAAUAAAGUCAGAUGGAGAUGUGUUUCAUGAAAUCUUCAGAGACCGACCACACCACAUUUCCAACAUGAGCCCAACUUAUAUCCAGGGAGUUGACUUGCAUGAUGGUGACUGGGGAAAAGUUGGAUCUGUUAUUUUCUGGAACUACACUCAUGAAGGAAAGCCUAAAGUUGCGAAAGAGAUCAUUGAAGCAAUUGAUGAGGCCAAAAAAUCAGUGACAUUUAGAGUGAUUGAAGGGGAUCUUAUGGAGCUGUACAAGACCUUUGUGAUCACUGUUCAUGUGGAUACAGUUGGUCAGAACAACUUGGUGACCUGGACGUUUGAGUAUGAGAAGCAAAAGGAGAGCGUCCCAGAACCCAAUUCACUCAUGGAAUUCUGCCUCAGUGUCACUAAGGAUAUUGAGACUCACCAUCUCAAAUAA
Molecule: messenger RNA, 1179 nt
Organism: Oldenlandia corymbosa var. corymbosa
Lineage: Eukaryota; Viridiplantae; Streptophyta; Magnoliopsida; Gentianales; Rubiaceae
Source: the annotation of a GenBank genome assembly